Molecule: messenger RNA, 4767 nt
Organism: Argiope bruennichi
Lineage: Eukaryota; Metazoa; Arthropoda; Arachnida; Araneae; Araneidae
Gene: spn-E
Product: ATP-dependent RNA helicase TDRD9-like
Exons: 38
Coding region: 276-4586 (1436 amino acids)
Cellular component (GO): intracellular anatomical structure
Molecular function (GO): ATP binding; RNA binding
Source: RefSeq, a predicted model, not a curated record
UUUGGAAAAAAGAAAAAAAAAAAAAAAUGUUUACAUUUAGUCUAAGUCGAUGCUUGUAUUAAUUCUGUAUUGGCUAAGGACAUAACCUGUUUUACUAAAGUGUGACGAAUGUUUCAUUGCUUCGUUAGCAGCUGUAUUCAUAAAACGUGUUGCAACUAAACAGUUAAAGGGAUAUGACAUAAAUAAUACAUUUGUGGAAGCAAAUUAACUGGUAAACAUAUUGAACUUUUCAAAUUUUUUAAAAGGAUUCUCAUUCGAAGGAGUUGCAUUUUAUCAUGGCAGAUAAUAAUGCAAUUACUCUUGAUCAUAUAAAUGCAUUUUUUUCAUUGGAUGUGCCACUUCAGCAACUGAAUAUUGUUCCAACUGCAACAGGUGGGGCUGGAAUCAAUAAUAUUGAACAAUUUCCACCUCCAAGACAGUCUACUCCCAGCUGGAGGAAGGGAGGAACGGAAUAUGUGAAACAAAUUCUAGACAGAGAUAGAGAAGCUGAAAGGAGACGGAGCCAACAAAAUCUAAUGAUUAAUUCAACAUUAAGUGUCAAUACACUUGACGAUGUAGAGUCAACUAUUAUUGGUGGAGGAGGACCUGCUUUAGAUGAUUUACAAGAGGAAACAACACAACAGAUCUAUUCAACUUAUUUUAAUGUUCCUAAUAGAACAUAUGAUCCUGAUCUUACUAUUACAAGUUACAGAGAAGAGAUUCUUCAGCAGCUAAACAUACAUCCUGUUGUUAUUAUCCAAGGACCAACUGGAUGUGGAAAAACUACACAAGUACCCCAGUAUAUUCUUGAUUAUCACCAAUCAAAAGGAGUUUAUUGUAAUAUUAUUGUAACUCAACCUAGGAAAAUUGCUGCAAUCAGUAUUGCAAGACGAGUUUGUCAAGAAAGAAAAUGGCAGUUAGGAAGCAUAGUUGGUUAUCAGGUGGCUAUGGAUUCUAAGACAUCGACUGAUACCAGAUUGUCUUAUGUAACAACAGGUGUUUUCUUAGAAAAAUUAGUUACUGCCAAAAGAAUGGAUAUGUAUACUCAUGUGAUAAUUGAUGAGGUACAUGAAAGAAAUCAAGAUAUUGAUUUUGCUCUUUUAUUGGUUAAAAAAUUCUUAAAAACUAAUUCACAGAGAGUGAAGGUUAUUUUAAUGUCUGCUACAUUUGAUUCAUCAGAAUUUGCUCGUUAUUUUUCAUUUUCUUCUCGAAGUGAUCCUGCUCCUAUUUUGGAAAUAACUGGAAAAUCCAAAGAUGUGACUGAGCACUAUCUACAUGAGUUAUCUACUCUUUUGCCAACGAUACCUGUUUUUGACAUGGAUCAUCCUCGUUUAGAGCCAUGCCUAUUUGAUGUUGUCUUGAAACUGAUAUUCAUCUUUGAUAGAAUAGAAAAAGCCGAACAACAGGUACCCAAUGAUAGUAAUUUUGCACCUUCUAGAGGAGCUGUGCUGAUUUUUCUUCCUGGUUAUGAAGAGAUUUGUGCUCUAACAAAUAAGCUCCAAACAGCAAGCUUUAAUAAUAAUUUUUGGAUUAUUCCACUUCAUUCUACUAUAACUGUUGAGGAACAAACAAAAGUUUUCCGAAAGGCAUCUCCUGAUCAAAGAAAGAUUAUUAUAUCCACCAAUAUUGCUGAAAGUUCAAUCACUGUGCCAGAUGUAAAAUAUGUGAUUGAUUUCUGUUUGACAAAGAAUUUGAUUACUGAUCCUAUUUCAAAUUAUACUUGCUUGAAGUUAGAAUGGGCUUCAAAAUCCAAUUGUGUGCAAAGAAAAGGCAGAGCUGGAAGAGUUGAUAUCGGAAAAGUUUAUAGAUUGGUCCCAUUGGCAUUUUACAAUAAAUUACCUGAAUAUAGCAUUCCUGAAAUAAAGCGAUGUCCACUUACCAACACUAUUCUUCACAUAAAGAAAUUAAAUCUUUGUGAACCUCAAGAAAUGCUGGCUUAUGCUUUAGACCCUCCUGACAUAUAUGAUAUUGGAAAUGCUAUCCAGCAGUUGAAAGAGGCAUUAGCUUUAACUUCAAAAGGAACUGAUCCAUUUGACGGAAAUUUAACCUUCGUUGGCAGAGUUAUGGCAAAUUUGCCAUUGGAUAUCAAACUGAGCAAGUUGAUUAUUUUUGGAUAUGUAUUUCAUUGCUUGGAAGAAUGCAUUAUAAUAGCUGCAAGUUUGUCAUUACAAAGUUUCUUUGCGAGAUCAUUUCAAAAAGAUCUUGAUGCUUACAGAUCAAAACUUUCUUGGACAGAUGGUACUUUUAGUGACUGUUUAUGUUUCUUGAAUGCAUACAAAUUAUGGAAGCAAAUGUCAGUGCAAGGACAGUUUAAAAGGCCUGGUGGUCUUCGUGAAAAUAAUUGGGCUAUAUUGAAUUUUAUUCAGAUAAGAAGAAUAAAGGAAGUUGAUUUACUUGUUAAGGAAAUAAAAAAUCGAUUGGAAAAACUUAAUAUUUUUGUUGAUCGUCGUGAGCGAUUUGCAAAUGCUGAAGAGUCCAACAUACUUAUUUUAAAGAUGGUCAUAGCUGGGGCAUUCUUCCCAUAUUAUUACAUUCAGCAGCCAUUGGAUGAAGUUCAAGUUAGUAAAGAUCUUAAUGAGAAUGACCCACGGUCUACUGUACUAGUUACUGGACUUCCACCAAAACAUGGUAUUUUAUAUGCAACUGCUUUGAAAGAAAUGUUCGCUUGCUGCGAUGAAAACAUAUCAAUUGAAUUUGAAGGGUGCAAAGCCUACAUUAAAUUCAUGACCAAUAAUGAAAGCAAUGAAUCUCUUGUGAAGAAAGCGGUGUAUAUGGCUCUCAAGAUGAGGAAACUGCGAAUGAAAUUAUCACUGGCACUUUUUAGUCCUGAAGAAGCUGAACGUAAAACAAGACAAUUAUUAUCUUCAAGAAGUAGCUCAUCUGAUAAUCUUUUUCAAUCUUCUAAUAGAAUUACUGUUUCUGAAGAAACAACAUACAAAGAGCAUCCUUUACCUACUCUGGUACAGUCUCAUAUUCACAUUCUGAUAACACAGGUAAAUAAUUGUGGAACUUUUUGGGCUCGAUCUGUCACGGAUGAUGCAAAGGAAGUUAUUAAUUUUUUGCAAACUACUAUAAAUAUGCAUAAAGGGAAAGAUCUUAAGCCUUUAACCCGAGAACCUAAAUUUAAUGUGCUUUAUUUAGCACCAUAUGCUGAAGGCAGUGAAGAACCACUGUAUUACCGGGUCCGAAUCUUGGAAAUAAAGUCUAAUAAAGUUUCUGUUUUUUAUGUGGAUUUUGGCAAUGUGGAGUGCAUUGAUAUUUCUGAGCUAAGACUGAUUCCAAGAUCAACACCAGAUGUACUUCAUACAGAAUGUUUGGCUUUUGAAUGUCAUUUAGCUGAAAUAAAGCCUUCAUCAUAUAAAAAUCCAAGUGGACAAUGGUCUCCUGAAGCAAAUAUGUGGUUCAAGACUCAAGUUAGUGGUCAAAAACUGUUUGCUAAAGUGUAUUCUGUUGUCCAAAAUGUUAUAAGAGUGGAAUUAGUAACACGGGCUGAGGAUGGUCAAAUUAUUAGUCUCAACAAAUCAUUGAUUGACCUAGAAUAUGCUGAACGAGCAGAAGAAAGUCUUGCAUCCAAACAAAAUCAUGAACAACGUGACAAAAUUGCUUCGUAUAAAUCAUCCAACUCAAUCAUUUUUGAGAACAACAUAGCCAAAGACUUUGAAGUUUCAUGGAGGGAAGCAAAGAAUUAUAAUGACAUUACAAAAACUGGAAGAACUAUAGAACUUAGAGGACCAUAUAAUCCUCUUGAAGUUAGUUACUGUGGUUUAUCCAAUGUUGAUCGUUUCAAGAGUGUGAAAAUUGAACGUGACAGUGUUAAUUCUGUGUCUCUGAAUGCCCAAUAUCAAGAUACAUAUAAUAGUAUGUUAGUUGCAUCUCGUGUUGGUGUGGGUCAUAAUACUGGUGAAUUGAUACUCAGAAAUACUACAUUGCUACCAAAACUGCGAGGCCUUCCAUCUAUAGUUUGUUUGUUGUUUGCACCGUAUGCUGAAUUCAGAACUGAUAAAGCAAGGAAGUCCUACACUGGUGCAUUGUGUGGUUUAGGAUUUAAUCCAAUGACUGGAGAACCUCUGUACCCUGAUCAUGAUAUAGAAAUUGCAUUUGAUGUUGAAAUAAAUUUGGAGGAUAUUAUGCAAAUAAAUUCAAUUCGAAUGGCUUUCAAUUUGCUCUUGCAUAGUGACUGUGAUGCACUUCAAUAUCAAACCAAUCCUGUUUCUCUUAUUCAUGAAGAAACACGAAAGACAAUUAUUAACUUGCUUCUGAAAAAAAGAACCCCAAUGGAGCCAAAAUACUACCACAGACCUGGUCGGUGGAAUCAGAUCCCACAAGAUCAACUUCUAGAUGCACAAUCAGAAGAGGGAGCUAAUGAUCAUGAUGUGCUGCCUUUACAUAGAUCUGCUGCUCUUGUUACUUUUGAAAUGGAUGAGGACUUAACCGAACAUCUAAAUAAUCUUUACAAAAUGGUGAAGUAUGGAAUUAGCACAGAAUAUAAACUGAUUCGAUGUAAGUUGUGUUCUGUGGAUCUUCGGUCUACCAGAGACUUACUUUUGCAUUUGGAUUCUGAUAAGCAUGUGAAAAAAGAAUCUUCACUUCAUUGCAAGAAGCGAUAGUGAUGUAAAGUAAAGUUACAAGUUGUAAAUUGUUCACAUCUAUGAAUUAUUUUGUGUACCACCCCUUAAAAGUGACUAUGAUACUUUCAUAUUAGUUGUUAGAUUCUCCACAUCUAUUUCAUUUUGUAAAAUAUCUCAUACUUUUGUAUAAAAUGAAAUAAAAAUAUUUCAUGCCAAUUAA